CACAAAUAUAUGGGUGAUGCAUUUGACAAUGUAGAACAGAAAAGCAUAUUGCCAGUCUUGACUAAAGGUCGUAAAACAUGUAUCAUUCAUCUUUAUCGAUUGACAUGGCUGAUACACCUCCGGGUAUCAGAGAGAUUCACUCAUCUCCCGACCUCUCAAAGGAACUAGACCGCCGAUUACAACAUAAGAACGGUUUUGGUGCAGACAAGAAAUUGCUAAUACGUGCACCAAACAAGCACAUGAUACCACUAAGUAUUCUUUGCUUUGUUGUGAUCGGGAUCUUAACCUUAUACAAAGGUGGCAAUAUCGUAGAUAAUGCCAGUAGUGACGCCUUAAACAAUAGGGGGCAAAAUAUAAACGAGGAAGAAAUAUAUGUUGAUCGAGCACAGCAAUACAGAAAGUACAUACAUGCAAUAGACACGCACGGAUUGCAGAGUUCAUUAUCGAGAUCGACUAGAUCUAUCCAGAGUCACAGUGAGGAGCCUAAGAUAGCAUUUAUGUUCUUGGAAUCAGACGGACAUGCACAGGACGAAAUUUGGGAUAGUUUCUUCGAUCAAGCGGACUCAAGUAAGUAUAACUUGUAUGUGCACCGGAAUAACCCAACACCAAACAGUGGCGACUUUCUCCAGCAGUAUCCUAGUUACCACGAGGUAUCCAUCACGUCUUCUGCCUGGUGUGCGCUUAUGGGUGUUCAAUAUAGCCUUGUUCAGGCGGCGUUGAGAGAUCCCACUAAUCAGCAAUUUGUCUUUGUAUCUCACAACGCAAUUCCUCUAAAGAGCUUCGACUACAUAUACAAUGAUCUGGUCGUGGAUUCGCCGAAUACAUCCAAGUUUUGCUUCACAUCCAUGGUGGGACAGGCAAAUAGUGACUGUCGUUUCCAAGACUCGAGCCGCGCCGAGAGUUCGGAUACGCUGAAACAUCAUCAAUGGGUGAUUUUGUCUCGCGAUCAUGCUAAAAUCAUUUUAUACGAGAACGGCAGGUCAUCACUCGAUUAUUACGAUGCACUGCGCGAUGUCGUAGAUGGGCGCUACAACGAUCCUAAGAUGUGUUCAGAUGAAACUGUACCAGCGAUUGCACUAAUACAAAGGGCAAAAGUCGAAGGAAAGAUCUUAGAUGAUUUGAAUUCCGAGGACGUUUUCACUGGUUUAGAGCAGAUUGGCGUUGAACAGAGGUGUACGACUUUCGCGUACUGGGCCAGAUGCUUACAAAAAACACCUUUUGACCUGGAGGUUGGAUUCGAAAAGAGCCAAGGCGAGCUUGUACAUCCACUGUCCAUGUCUGGUGUAGAAGAUACCUAUUUGAAAAAUCUGGUAACUCACCCAUCAUUGCUUUUCGCCAGGAAGUUCAACCAGAAUGCAGUUGUGAAAAUGAGAAGGGACUUGGAAGGAGAAAAGCGGGUUUACGAUGCUAGAUUAGAGGAUAUAUUGCCCUUGUAUAUCCACAAUAUGACCGAGUUCGACCAUGGGGCACUCGAAGAGAACAAACUCGCAAGACUGAAUACGAUAAAAGCGAAUUCAUCACUAUUAAUCAGGAAUACCUAAGUGCUAGUACGUUCCCUUUACAAAUACAGAAUAAAUUAUCAUAGCCAAUCAAUGGCACUAUACACUUAAAAUAAAGAGGAAACUUAUGUUGCGA
Molecule: messenger RNA, 1635 nt
Organism: Sphaeroforma arctica JP610
Lineage: Eukaryota; Ichthyosporea; Ichthyophonida
Exons: 1
Coding region: 78-1541 (487 amino acids)
Cellular component (GO): membrane
Molecular function (GO): glycosyltransferase activity
Source: RefSeq, a predicted model, not a curated record